This is a messenger RNA of Cylicostephanus goldi, 474 nucleotides long. The record is from the annotation of a GenBank genome assembly. NCBI's taxonomy places the organism in Eukaryota, Metazoa, Nematoda, Chromadorea, Rhabditida, Strongylidae.
AUGCGUGAGAUCUCACGCCGUACGCUGCGCUUCACAACUAGUACCUUGUUCAAGCGAUCGGCAUGUGUGGAACCACCCGUUGUGCGAGAACAUAUUGAAUUAGGAACAGUGGCUAAAAAAUGCGGUCUGAACAAACUUGUAAGAGAGUCGAGUUACGAAUGUAUCGACAGUAAACUUAUAGAGUUGAUGAACGCUGGAUUAGCAGCACGAAAAAAUGAGGUACGGUUAACCGUUCAAGUUGCCGGAUUGAUGAUAGCAUUCUCAUUAGCCUUCAUUUACAACGUCGUCAACUAUAUUCUCAUACAAACAGGAGCGGAUGGCUUUAUGAAUCAAUGGAAGCUACUGUAUCCGCUCAUGAAUGCGUUUUUCUCUUGUGUUCAGCCAUGGACAUGUAUAUUUCUCAAUUAUGACAUUCAAGCUAAUAACAGUAUGUUUACCUCUAAUAUAUCAGCCAUGACUACUGUAAAAUUGUGA